AUGGCGAAAAAGAAAUCAGCCGUGCAACGCGCUCGCGAGAAGGCGGAAGAGGCGGAGAGCAGGCGGCCCGAGGAGCAGCAACGACGCCUUGAGCUGGAAGCUGAGAACACCAGCGGAGGUGACGGUGGCGAUGAUUCGGGCGAGCGCGACAACUUCUUCGGCGGCGAGGGUGGAGAGGAUGGUGAGGAAGUCCCCCCUGCCGCCGGCCGGGAGCAGCAGGGAGGUUGGGCAGACGAGGACAAACCCGAGGAGGAGCCUGAGGCUCUUUCAUCUCCGGCUGGCGCAUCCAUCGUGGAGAUGCUGAAACAGCACCACCGCGAUGGGACCGACCCUCCGGAAUGGCUCAUGUCUAUUGUGCUGCCCGCCAGCUCGCGAAAGGACUAGCGACCCUCUUCUGAUGCCUAAUGCCUCACCUACACUCUCUACUGUUCGCACUGAUGAAAACCCGUCAGCGCACACCGAGGGACUAGCGACCCUCUUCUGAUGCCUAAUGCCUCACCUACACUCUCUACUGUUCGCACUGAUGAAAACCCGUCAGCGCACACCGAGGGUACGUCUGCUCGUUUUGUCUUAAAACCAGCAGACCUACCCAAAGAUCUUGUUUUCUCAGGGGCACCUGGGCAAGAUACUGUAGAACUUUUGGCGUAAUACCCUGCACGUGUGAAACUGAACUCAGUAGACAGCUGCCUGGACCAUGUAGUCGACCAACGUGCUGUGCGAUACCUCCCGCUUCUUCUGCGAGGGGCUGCGUAUGACACCCUGU
Messenger RNA from Ectocarpus sp. CCAP 1310/34, 763 nucleotides. NCBI's taxonomy places the organism in Eukaryota, Phaeophyceae, Ectocarpales, Ectocarpaceae. The record is from the annotation of a GenBank genome assembly.